GGGCCGCGCGCCGGGCCGGUUGGCGACAGGUGGCAGUGGCUUCUUGAAGAAAUCUGCGAAGAACAAAAAGGUUAAAGUGGCGUCAGUAGAGCCGGCGUUUGCACCAGAGCAGCCCCCAGACGAGUCAGGACAAAGACGUCGACUAUGACACAGGCGGAGCGCGGACAAAUGACAUAUGGAAAUGAGAGGGAGCACAGAGAGAGCCUUUCAGCAGAUUAAGAUGUCAGCAUCCACGAAGGAUCCACAUGCUUCUCAAACAUGCCUGGUGAAAUGAAACAAAGACUCACAUCCUCAGAGCUUCUAGUAUGGCCCGUGUGUUCGUUUAUGGAACAUUAAAGAAGGGCCAACCCAACUACUACCGCAUGUUCGAUACCUCAAACGGCAAAACGGAAUUCCUCGGCACCGCAAAGACUGUCAAAAAAUUCCCGCUGGUCAUCGCCGGCAUCUACAACGUCCCGUAUCUCCUCAACAUUCCAGGCCAGGGCAACCAAAUCCACGGAGAGAUCUACAAGGUGGACGAGAAGAUGUUGGAAUUCUUGGAUGAUUUUGAGGGCGUUCCUACUCACUAUCAGAGGACACUGAAUACGUUGGAAGUGAAGGAGUGGGUUUCAGGGGCGGAUGGGGAGACACUGGAGCCGGGAAGCAUAACAGAAGCCUACCUUUAUAGCACCAAGACAUACAAACCAGAGUGGACCAAACUACCUACACAUGAGAACUACGAUUCCUACGGGGACCAUGGACUGAAGUAUGUGGAAAGAGAGGCACGAGAUUAGUCAAUUUAAAAAGCAUAUCUGGGUACUUGACGUUUGGGGGUGUAACAGUUUUAUCUGUCCUGCAAUGUGAGACCAAAAAUCCCCAAAUUUUCUAUAACAAAUCAGUUCUAAAGCAAUUUUUUGUGCAGCUCUUUUAAUUUGAGACAUUUGAACCUGCCCUGUGGUGUGACAUCUCCUGCCCCCUGCUGGACACUCACUAUAAAUUUUCCACAUUAAAAAAUUCUAAUAAAUUACUUAAUAUGCUCUAGUGCUAGUUUAAUAAUUAUGUAACUGUCCCAUCUUUAAUAAUAUAUUUUUUUAACAAUUAGAAGGGGAUUUUUAUCAGGAAAUACAGCCGUCACACUGCAGGAUAUCAAACCAGUGCAUGUUCAAAGUUUGUCAGAAAAGUUUGAUUUUACAAAAAUAAGAAUAUGAUCAUUAUUUCUUUUGACUUGUAUCUUAAACCUUUAAUCCCAUAGCGCCCCCUGGUGUAUAAAUGCCAGAUGAGCUCCUUCUGUUUUUUUAAAUAAGUGAUUUUUCAUGUCACACACGGCAGGACGCAUUUUAAAUUACAGCAUUAAACUGUUUAUCUUUUAUAGAUUUAAAGUAGAGAUAAAGGUGUCAUUUUAUUAAAUAACGUAAACAUACUUCUUUAUGAAAACACCUUUAUGAACUUUAAAGUGAUCACACCGAAAAUGGGCAUCACGUCAAGUACCCAUCUAUAUAUUAUCAAUCAUUUUUAAAAGAUAAUUUGGUGAAAAGGUCAAUAUUUAAACUGUAGUGAAACACGGUUCUGGGUCAAAUACUUGAAACUAUUUUUCUGUAAUUGUGACUUUCAUUUUGGCUUCUCCUUUCCAGGGCUAUCCCAGCAAAUAGUCUGCCUGCUUACGUGGACUGAUAACCAAUUGGCUUAGGGGUUAUAUCAGAUGCCCUUCCUGAUUCAACACACUCCAUUUAUCCAUGUUUGGGCAGGAGAGUUCACUGGAUUAUGACUCGAUUGGGGUGAUCCAGACUAAACUGCCUUCAUGGUUUAUCUUAUAUUUAUACACACAAAUGCAAUACAUGUUCAAGAUUUAAAAACGUAACUGUAAAUAUUCUACUAAUGUUGAUUUAAUCGGCUCUGUGCACAGUAGCGCCUGGCGACCUCACUGUUAGCGUCACUACUUCCUGUCCAGUUGUAUCUCUAUGACUUUUUUACUGAAAUUAAUAAAUAUUUAAAGAUGAGACAGUGGACAGUGACUUGACAAAUGAGCUCAAAACGUAACCGGAGGACUUGUGUUUAGAACGGCAGAUGCUCGUGUCUCGAUGCUAACGCUAAUGCUAAUUUUGAGACAUGACGAAUAUUAAAAACACCACCACAAACUGAAAUAAUUUGCAUAUAAAAAAUUGGUUCUUUUACAUGAAUUAAUUUACAGUUUACUAGGUUGUUUAUUUUAUAGUUUGUUUUUAGUAAACAUUAGCAUUAGCUUUGAUACACCGCGAGCUAGCAAGCAUGCUGCUGUCCAUAGAGCCUAUUUGAAAGGACAAUUAAUAUAAAUCCUAGUUUAAAAAAUAGUUUGAAUACACUUGUAAAUUAAAUGUGCACUAUGUAUCUUUCCUGAUGGACGUUUUGCCACUUUGCUGUCUCCAUGGUGACUGUAUUACCUUGCCAUAGGAACUUUUAAUGCUUUGGUACGGUCUUAACUCAAACAUGAAGGAUCAAAUAUCAUUACCUCACUUUUAAUAAAAAUCUAUUGAUCAG
Molecule: messenger RNA, 2493 nt
Organism: Periophthalmus magnuspinnatus
Lineage: Eukaryota; Metazoa; Chordata; Actinopteri; Gobiiformes; Gobiidae
Product: gamma-glutamylaminecyclotransferase-like
Exons: 2
Coding region: 306-773 (155 amino acids)
Molecular function (GO): gamma-glutamylaminecyclotransferase activity
Source: RefSeq, a predicted model, not a curated record